AUGGCGGCCACUGUGAAGAUAACGGAAACGGAAGCCCACGUAGGCUUCAUCCCCAGGGAUAUCAUGGCUAACAUUUUCAAAAGACUUUCGGUAAGAUCCUUAACUCGCCUUCGAUGUGUGUGCACACAUUGGAAAAAUCUGAUAAAUGAUCUCAUCAAGACUCCGUCUUUCAUCGAAGAUCACUUCAACUGUUCUCGCUGUCGAAAGCCUUUGCUUCUCCUUGAACAGUACCAUCGCAGAUUCCGAGGUAUCAGCCUCAGAGUGCUGGAUUGCGAUAUGCGAGUCCAAAAAGUUCAAAAAUUGCCUUCUACUCAUUCUCUUUAUGAUUUUAAGGUCUUGGGUUCCAGCAAUGGUUUGGUCUGUGUUAAAAUUGAGAAUGGUAUAAAUCCUCAUCCCAUUUUGAUAUGGAAUCCCGUGACUAGAGACAUCAGAGAGGUGCGCCCCAGAACUAUUGUUCAUUCUGACCUCAUUGCCGAGGUAGGAUUAGAGUUCUACAGAACUCACACUGAUCCUCGUGAGCUUGAUGACCGUUAUGGAUUUGGGUUCAGUCCUCUUGAUAAUGAUUACAAGAUAGUGAGAAUCAAUGAACAUAAUCAUUAUGAUAUCAAAGCCGUGGAAGUUUAUUCAUUGAAUUGCGGGUCAUGGAAGCACAUAGACGUGGGAGACGACCUAGAUGGAUUAGAGUUCUACAGAACUCACAUUGAUCCUCGUGAGCUUGAUGACCAUUAUGGAUUUGGGUUCAGUCCUCUUGAUAAUGAUUACAAGAUAGUGAGAAUUAAUGAAUAUAAUCAUUAUCAUAUCAAAGCCGUGGAAGUUUAUUCAUUGAAUUGCGGGUCAUGGAAGCACAUAGACGUUGGAGACGACCUAAGGGGCAUAUCAACAAGUGCUACAUAUAUCACUAUUAAUGGAGUUAUGUUUUGGGAUUUUACGUGGUGCGACGACGAGGAUCUAAUACUUCCAAUUGACCUAUUAAAGAAGGGAGUGUGUGAGUUCAUACCAUUGCCUCGCAUAUACGGUGGUUUUCGUCGUGCAAGCCUUAUUGAGUAUUAG
Neltuma alba is the source of this 1050-nucleotide messenger RNA. RefSeq lists its product as uncharacterized. Gene Ontology annotation, molecular function: protein binding. NCBI's taxonomy places the organism in Eukaryota, Viridiplantae, Streptophyta, Magnoliopsida, Fabales, Fabaceae. The transcript is spliced from 2 exons. The coding region runs from base 1 to 1050 and encodes 349 amino acids. The record is from RefSeq and is a predicted model, not a curated record.